AUCGUGUAGUUUGUGGUGACUAUAUGAUAAGAGGUGGAUAGAAAGGAAAAUAAUUUUGAAAAACAGUAUAAAAAGCUAGUGUUUGGUUUAUUUUUCUCAUUACAUUGUGGCGCUCGCUGGAAAAGACGUUAUUUUCUUUCGGAGCAAUUGAAUCUAACAGGAAUAUUGAAGACCUAAUCAAUAUGAGUGGUCUACGAUCCGUUCAGGUAGUCAAUGUGAAUGACAAUCACAAUUAUGUGCUUGAAGAUAACACACUCCAGAGAAUUUUACUGCGUGAGGAUGUAAAAGAUCUGCCGCUGGUGGUGGUUAGCGUAGCGGGCGCCUACCGUGGAGGAAAGUCCUUCUUGCUAAGCUACUUCCUCCGCUACCUCAACUCACCGACGGAAAAGCGAAACGAAAAUGGCGACUGGUUGGGGAACGAAACAGACCCUUUAAUCGGAUUCAGCUGGAAGGGAGGAUCUGAAAGGCAUACUACGGGCAUACUAAUGUAUCCGGAGCCAUUUAUCACCACUACAGCUGCAGGAGAAAAGGUGGCAGUGCUGUUAAUGGAUACACAAGGCACCUUCGACUCCAGCAGCACAGUGCGAGAUUGCUCCAUAAUAUUUGCGCUCUCUACCCUAAUAUCGUCCGUUCAGAUCUAUAAUCUCAAAGAGAAUCUUCAAGAGGACGAUCUUCAAUACUUACAGUUAUUUACCGAGUACGGGAAACUACUUAAAAACGAAGACGGCUCCAAAGCGUUUCAGAUGCUAAUGUUCCUUAUCAGAGAUUGGCCUUACUAUUAUGAACAUGCUUUCGGUGCCAAAGGAGGUGAAGAGCUAUUAAAAAAGAGACUUGAAAUUACAGAUAAAAUGCCAAAAGAGCUAUGUGACCUCCGGGAACAUAUUCGUUCUUGCUUCGAUAAGGUUUCAUGUUUCCUUAUGCCUCACCCCGGUUUCAAAGUUUCGAAUCCAAGCUACAACGGAAACUUUUCUGAGCUUUCGACAGAAUUCAGAAACGCUCUUAAAGAGCUUGUACCGUCUAUAUUUGCGCCUGAAAAUUUGAAUAUAAAAAAGAUAAAUGGAGUUAAAGUAACAUGCGCUGAUAUGUAUACAUAUUUCCAAACUUAUAUGACUGCUUUCAACAGUGAUUCUAUGAUAACUCCUAGCAGUAUCUUCGAGAAUACCAAGAGGGCGGCAUUGAUGGCAGCUAUUCGGGAAGCUACCAGUAAGUACACGAAGAUCAUGGAUGCUGCGUGCAAUACCGACACGCCAAGUAUGCCAGGUGAAGGAGUUCGUGUUACUCAUAACCAAGCAUUGGCUAAAGCAAUCGAAGCGUUCAACAAAAAAGGGAAAAUGGGCUCACAAAAAGAGAUCGGUGCAUACCUAACUCAAUUAAAGCGUGAUUUAGAAGAUCAAUUACCACGUUAUGGCCUUAUGAACGACGGCAAGUAUCGGAAACUAGCAUUCGAAGCAAAAGAAGUAUUUGAUAAUACAGUCAAAGCAGUGCACGGUGAAAAUUUAUUUUGCUUGCAUCCGAAUGAUGUAGAACCAUUGUUCAAUGAAGCCGUUUUAGCCGCUUCUACUUACUUUGAUUCCAAAAGACAAAAAAUUCCAAAUGUCAUUGAUGAAGAAAAGAAUAAAUUCAUCCAGUAUUUAGGCAAAGAACUGAAGUGUCUCCAAGCAUUAAAUCUACAAAACAACAGACACGUUAUAACUGAACUCAAGAUGAACUUCUCUAGUUUCAUGGAAGGCUUAGUCAACAAGGAACCUCCAUUAGAUGACAACGAAUAUGAAGCCAAGUACCAAGAAAGCUACAGAAAAGCCAUUGAGACAUUCGACCAGCGACGAAAUAGGCCUACAGAAUUUCCAGAAGAUGUAUUCAAACUAUCUCUGAUGCAGCACAUGGCAGCUCAAUUUAUUAACUUGCAAGCAAUCAAUAGAAGUAAAAAUAGGAAACAAUUCAUGAUGGCGUUGUCAUUCUACACGAAUCACAUGAGUCUUUUCUGGGAUCCCGAUACAUGCUGCUUACAUCCAAACGACUUGGCAAACGAACAUAAAUUAGCAUCAGAACAAGCGUUGAAACUAUUUCACCCCGAAUUGCCAGAUGAGAUGGAGAGAGAAAUACUUAAACAGUUCAUCAAGUCGAAGUAUGACGAUCUGCGCGAACUGAACGAUGCUGCGAAUGAAACAGCUAUUGCUACAGCUGUUAACGUGUAUGUAGAAAAAAUGGAGAAAGCCACAGAAUUUAAGGGCUGGUGGAUCCCAACUUUGGGGAUUCCGUAUCUUGUCAACCUGGCUAAUAGAUCUUCCUAUCACGAGGAAGCCAAAGAAGCUGCUCUUCUUAAUUUCUACUCGAAUCGUCGCGAUCGCAUGAACAGCGCUCCCGAUAAAUACUACAAUGAACUUAUUAAGGUAAAGCAGAAUAUUUUUGUUGGGAUAGAUAGAUGUACAAAUAUGUACAAUAUCGACUUCAUACUGAGCGACUUACAGACUGUUCACAGAAUAUUUUGCGCCACUGCACACAGACUGUUAACAGAAACUGUUUAUUGCUGGUGGUAGGACCUCUUGUGAGUCCGCAUGGGUACAUACCAUCACCCUGCCUAUUUCUGCCGUGAAGCAGUAAUGCGUUUCGGUUUGAAGGGUGGGGCAGCCGUUGUAACUAUACUUGAGACCUUAGAACUAAUAUCUCAAAGUGGGUGGCGCAUUUACGUCGUAGAUGUAUGUCUAUGGGCUCCAGUAACCACUUAACACCAGGUGGGCUGUGAGUUCGUUCAUCCAUCUAAACAUUAAAAAAAAAAAACCUAAAUGAUUCACCGCAGGCAGCUGUCUACUUUAUAUAUACGUAUCUUAAAAAUAUCGUUUGAAUUUGACCGUGGGAUAAAAUUGAGGGAACACGGGACGACGAUUAUUUUAGAAAUUGAAUAGUACAAAUAAACAAAGUAGUUGAAGUUUAAAACAUAACGAAACAAACCCUAUAAAUAAUGGGUAUCCUUACCACACCUCAUACCGAAAGACUGAUAGGUUCGUAAUAUAUACAUACGAUUGUAUUGAAAUUAAUCUGUUUAUUAACUUACGCAGGAGAUCAACUACGCUCGGAUGAAAUAUUAAGAUCUUCUUGCGAACCGGCUUCCAGUAAUGACAACUUCUUCUUCAUCUAUCUUUUAAUUUUUGAAUUAAUAAAAUCAAUCGUGAAAUGAA
Molecule: messenger RNA, 3176 nt
Organism: Bombyx mori (domestic silkworm)
Lineage: Eukaryota; Metazoa; Arthropoda; Insecta; Lepidoptera; Bombycidae
Product: atlastin
Exons: 12
Coding region: 183-2537 (784 amino acids)
Biological process (GO): protein homooligomerization; endoplasmic reticulum organization
Molecular function (GO): GTPase activity; GTP binding
Source: RefSeq, a predicted model, not a curated record